Molecule: messenger RNA, 1024 nt
Organism: Mangifera indica (mango)
Lineage: Eukaryota; Viridiplantae; Streptophyta; Magnoliopsida; Sapindales; Anacardiaceae
Source: RefSeq, a predicted model, not a curated record
UCAGAAAACAGUUUUGUCGUUUUUGCCACGUCAUCAAAAAUACCGUGUGCUCGCCACCCCCUGGAAUCCAACGAAGCCGUUGGUUGCCGCCACCAUUUUUUCAUCUUUCGAAUUCAUAUAAAGUCUUCUCAAGCUCAAAAAUGCGAUGCUCAUUUUCGGUAGAAAAAGCUACGCAGAUGUGCAAGUCAACAGAAUGUCAGGGUUCUUAUAGAGAUCAAGAUCGUCUCAAAGUCAAAUCUUUCUUUAUCAGGUUGUCGAAGUUGCAAGUGAAUGAGCAGUUACCUCAAUCUCUCACUCUCGUUUAUCUCCCGCGCAACAACGAAACCGCUCUCGAAAUAUCAGGGAAAAAUGUUCGACCCGAUUCGACGGCGUUUGUCUUGCUCCAUCGGAAUAUAACAGUGAAAAGCGGUGGAGAGGCUAUUUACGGGAGUAGAGAGCCGGUUGUGGCUAGCGAGGGCGUUACGAUUGAGGUUUACUUGAGAGAAGAGAAGAUCUUGAAAGGAACUUUUAGAAAAGAUGAUGAGGAAGAGUGGAAACUAGACUGUAAAAGCGCGCUGGAGAGGGAGAUGAACUUGGUGGAUCAUGACGUGGCGGUGGCUGAUGUUUAUGUGGGGCUGGAAGGAAACGUGGCGGUGAUUGAUAGGGUGGAGAUGGUGGUGAAGAGGAAGAGGAAUGGAAGAAGGUGCGGUGGUAAGGGGAUAGCGUUGGCGCAGAUACCGGAGGAAAGAGAGGUGGGUAUUGAUGAGUUUAAAUCGGACGGCUGUCGUUGUUGUUCUUGUGGGGCGGAAGACCAUGAAUCAGACGGUGGAGAUUUAGAAGAGAUAAAAUUUGAAGGAGUAAGCUGGGCCGUUGAUGUGGGAAUAUGGGUCAUGUGCUUGGGCGUUGGCUACUUGGUUUCUAAAGCUUCCGCCAAGAACUUAAGACGCAAAAGAAUUUUUUGAAGAGCUGCCACUUUUUUAUCUGUUUUUGACUAAUUGUUGUAAAAUAUUUAUUUUUGCAAUGAUAUUAAUGAGUUAUACUGACA